GGGCGGAGGAGGCUCCCAAUAGCUAAAAGGAUAUGUUUGCAUGCAGCAAUGGCCUUCAACAAGAAAUAUGCCGGCCUUCCUGAUCUGGAUCUGGCUCCAGAUAUCUAUGAGACUCCUGAACUUACUGACGGAUCUACUCUGGCUACUGCCACAGUUCGCUCCCCGUCCCCUUUCCAAGAUGAAUCAUCUAAUCCGGAAAUCGACCGCCAACGGCUUCAGCCAGACCUGGCCCGAUCGCACUUCCUCUCAUCCCAUUUGGAUGCUCGCGGUGUGGACUUCUCAGAUAGCAUUGCCUCCAAAAGGAAGUCAUACAAGGCCCUGAGCCAUCGGAGACAGAGGAGGGAAGAUGGAACCGAAGUACUAGGAGAUGUCAGCGACGAAGAGGAUGAGUCUCUGGAACGAAAAUUGGCCAGGCUCCGCAGAGAGGCGGAUGAGUUAAAAGAAGAAUUGACUACUCGAAAGGCCUCCCACCGUGAUACGCAAGCCGCUGGUGCCGGAGAUUCAGUUGACGGUGACCAAGACUCCCUGGACAGUGGCGUGUUGGAGCUAAGUCGGGCGCUGGACAGCCUCCAUGCCUACUCAAGAAGCGGUUCGGUACAUUUUACUGCGGAGGAGAUACUCUCACAAAAACUAGGAGGAAGCAUCCCUCCCACCGUACACGCCGCGAAACAACGAAAUGAAAUGUUACAUGGACCCCAAUCCAACGUUCCCGCUGGCCUCCUCUCUAAUGCUGCCGCCUUCGAUGCCCGCCUUGCCCUACUUGAAGCAGCCUUAGGCAUCCCUAACACUCCAAUUCCUCACGCUUCGGACGACAACGCGGGACCGCAACCCAUUCUACCCACUCUCAACCAUCUCACACUCCAACUCUCCACCCUCUCUAGCACUCUAACCGGCCCCUCUGCCUCAAUCCCGGUGGGCCAGUCCCAGUCCCAAUCCCAAUCCACCGUAACUACCUCUCACAUCGAAGCUCUCACAACUCGCAUCCGCAAACUAACUGCUGAUGCCGACGCCCUCUCCUCCGCGCGCCGCCGCGCGACUGAAGCAGCCCGUGCCGUUAUCGCCGCGCGCAUCGCUGCCGCAGCCUCCGACGACGACCCAGCCGGAACCGGCACCACCGCUGCCACAACAAACAAGCCAACAGCCGACCACGCCCCUUCCCACUCCUCGCUCUCCGUCACCGAGACCGACUCCGCGGCCAGCGAGCAAACUGCAAAGAUCCAUGCCCUCUACACAACCCUACCAACCAUAAAUUCGCUCCACCCCCUUCUCCCUAGCGUGCUGGAGCGUCUGCGCUCGCUGCGUGCAAUCCAUGCGGGCGCGGCGCGGGCGGCGGAGGACCUCGAUGCCUUGGAGGAGCGGCAGGCGGAGAUGAAGAGCGAGAUUGAGCAGUGGAGGGACGGGUUGAAGGCUGUUGAAGGGAAGGUAAGGGACUGCGAGGUUGCGAUGAAGGGGAAUAUGGAUAUUGUGGGGCCGUGGGUGAAAGGACUGGAGGGGAGGUUGGAGGCGUUGGGGGGUUAG
This is a messenger RNA of Histoplasma capsulatum G186AR, 1518 nucleotides long. RefSeq lists its product as uncharacterized. Lineage: Eukaryota; Fungi; Ascomycota; Eurotiomycetes; Onygenales; Ajellomycetaceae. Bases 49 to 1518 code for a protein of 489 amino acids. Gene Ontology annotation, cellular component: dynactin complex; cytoplasm. The transcript is spliced from 3 exons. Gene Ontology annotation, biological process: mitotic spindle organization. The record is from RefSeq and is a predicted model, not a curated record.